CCUGUGACUGAAAAAUCAGAUUUCAGAGACCACUGAAGCAGGCUCUAACAUGAUCUGGGAACCCUACGUGGCUGGGUCAGAGCAUGUGCAGGUCCAUUGUGCACGACUGAGACUACUAAGCAGUUGUAGAGAAAACUCCAUAUCAAGGCAGACGCAGAACAUUUGGUUACUUCUGCUGUCGAAGUUGCAAGAGAACUUGGAACAGUGGGAACUCGUGGGCCAACAGGGGACAAAAGUGCAAGCGCUGCUGGAGGAUGAUCUACCCUCACAUUCAGAGGCCUCUCAAAAGACCUACUAAGAAGGAGAAAAAGCCUCACCUCAUGGACCUGUGUGGUAUGUGUGAGGAACUGGAGUAUUCCUGCCGACUGCUCACACAGCAGCCACGACGUCAGAGACAAUGAUACACAGCUGCUACUAUUUCAUGCAUUGUCAUUAAGAAACUAACUUUUAACAUCAUGUGUGCCACUUUGCAGUUGUUGUAUAAUUAUACCUUGUGUGAAAUUUUCUAUAUGCAUGCAUUGUAGGAUGCAGUGGAAAAAAAACCCGGCUGUGCCAC
Geodia barretti is the source of this 556-nucleotide messenger RNA. The record is from the annotation of a GenBank genome assembly. NCBI's taxonomy places the organism in Eukaryota, Metazoa, Porifera, Demospongiae, Tetractinellida, Geodiidae.